Ipomoea nil (Japanese morning glory) is the source of this 971-nucleotide messenger RNA. RefSeq lists its product as uncharacterized. Lineage: Eukaryota; Viridiplantae; Streptophyta; Magnoliopsida; Solanales; Convolvulaceae. Bases 159 to 686 code for a protein of 175 amino acids. The record is from RefSeq and is a predicted model, not a curated record. The transcript has 4 exons.
CAAUUAAGAAACUACAGAGACUUGAAAGGCCUCCCCAACACACUCUGAUCUUAAAGGACACAAGCACUGCUCUGAUGCUCUCUAUUUCUCUAACCUGCCCUACCCCCUUCCCUAUCUACCGCCCAAAACCCCCUGGCCGAUUUCUCUAUCUAUAAAAAAUGGCUUCUCUCAAGAUUUCCCACAACUUCACAACUCCACCCCACAGUCCUCUAACCUAUCCUCAGCCUCGCCGGAGGACCGGUCACCCCUCAGCGGCUCAGCCAGUCAGUGGGUUCUCCUGUUUUUUCUCCGGUAGAAACUCAGGCACCAUAAGGCCUCUGGCCGGGAGUUCACGGUUCUGGCCACUGUUCAAAGCUGUUGACGAGAAAAUGUGCCUAGAGUUGACUGAAUACGACAUCAAUUCAGAACUUGCAAAAUGGAUAGUCACAAAACUGAGCUCAUCAUCUCAUCCGAUCAAUAAUGGGUCCGCUCGUACUGACGCCAUUAGCUACGGGUCUGGGCGUAUUGGCCGGCGCAGUUGUGGUGAAGUCAGUGAUGGAGCAGAAAGCAAUGAUGGGGUCAGGGAAAUUCCCCCGGUGUCCCUCCUGCAACGGCACCGGCAGGAUCUCCUGCCUUUGCUCCCGCUGGUCGGACGGGGAUGUCGGCUGUCGGACCUGUGCCGGUUCCGGUCGAAUGGCGUGCAGUAGCUGCGGCGGCACCGGAACUGGCCGUCCUAUUCCAGUUCAAAUCUCCGUUCGUCCUCCCAAUAGGCCGUCGUAAUAAUAAAUAUAUAUAUUUAGUACUCUAAUUACACUGUACUGCCGUGUAUUUAUCAUGUUAUCUAUCUCAUAUUUUAUAUACGCUUUUGAUUUGAAAAACUAAAAGAAAAACAAAUUCUUAUGUACUCCAUUAUAUAUUAUUGAUAUAUGAUGAUAGAUGCUUUAAAGUUAAGUAUACAUGGGAAAUAUAUGGUUUAAUUUUCACUUCAAACA